Molecule: messenger RNA, 1386 nt
Organism: Piliocolobus tephrosceles (Ugandan red Colobus)
Lineage: Eukaryota; Metazoa; Chordata; Mammalia; Primates; Cercopithecidae
Gene: CCDC134
Product: coiled-coil domain containing 134
Exons: 8
Coding region: 221-910 (229 amino acids)
Source: RefSeq, a predicted model, not a curated record
GGUUGCUAGCCGGUUGCUCCUGCUUUCAGUGCCUUUGCUGUUAGUCUGUUGGACCUUCGAGCCCAGCUACUCGCACAGGACUCGGCCACCUGCCCUUCCUGCACCGCCUGGCCAGGUACCUUGCAGGAGUUCAGAGCCUCAUGCUGAGCCAGGAGGAGCUCCGGGGGACGCACAGGGCAGGAUCGGGAUUGAGAGGCUGAAAAACGCAAGAGGUUUGGAUAUGGACCUUCUCCAGUUCCUGGCCUUCCUCUUUGUCUUGCUUUUGUCUGGGACGGGAGCCACUGGCACCUUGAGGACUUCCCUGGACCCAAGCCUGGAGAUCUACAAGAAGAUGUUUGAGGUGAAGCGGCGGGAGCAGCUAUUGGCACUGAAGAACCUGGCACAGCUGAACGACAUCCAUCAGCAGUACAAGAUCCUUGAUGUCAUGCUUAAGGGGCUCUUUAAGGUGCUGGAGGACUCCCGGACAGUGCUCACCGCUGCUGAUGUGCUCCCAGAUGGGCCCUUCCCCCAGGACGAGAAGCUAAAGGAUGCUUUCUCCCACGUGGUAGAGAACACGGCCUUCUUCGGCGAUGUGGUGCUGCGCUUCCCAAGGAUUGUGCACUAUUACUUUGACCACAACUCCAACUGGAACCUCCUCAUCCGCUGGGGCAUCAGUUUCUGCAACCAGACGGGCGUCUUCGACCAGGGGCCCCACUCGCCCAUCCUCAGCCUGAUGGCCCAGGAACUGGGGAUCAGUGAGAAAGACUCCGACUUCCAGAACCCAUUUAAAAUCGACCGCACAGAGUUCAUUCCCAGCACUGACCCUUUCCAGAAGGCCCUGAGAGAAGAAGAGAAACGCCGGAAGAAAGAGGAGAAGCGGAAAGAGAUCCGAAAAGGCCCAAGGAUCUCCAGAUCCCAGUCUGAGUUAUAGCCCUGGAGCAGCUCAGGGCUCAAGGGGCCACAAGGAGGCAGGUCGAGAGGAAGAAGAGGUGGAGGUGUGGUUGUGGUGGAGAGCACCAGCCAGCCCCUUCCAGAAGGAGAGGCCACAUUUACCCAGCCCCCUGGAGCUGGGUCUGAGCUCUGGCUGAAGGGACUGAGCCUCAUAUGGCUGGAUUUUCUCUCAGGGGCCUCCUGCUGAAGGGGCCUUCAGAGGACUUUAUACUGGAAAUAUGACCCUGUGCAGACUGCUGGGGGAGGCAGGGGGAUGCCUGCCUGGACCCUUUUGGUGGCUGAAAACCUCUGGCCAGCUGGCUUCCACUCUUGGUGGGGAAGCAGCAGAAGUAGGUUCUGAGCCACAGGUGAGGGUGCCACCCUGCUGCUGGCCCCACUGUGUCACAGAGCUGCCCAGCACAGGUCCCAGCCCCUCUGCAGAGACACAAUAAAAGCCAGCGGACCCUUUGGACCAAC